Molecule: messenger RNA, 306 nt
Organism: Postia placenta MAD-698-R-SB12
Lineage: Eukaryota; Fungi; Basidiomycota; Agaricomycetes; Polyporales; Adustoporiaceae
Exons: 1
Source: RefSeq, a predicted model, not a curated record
AUGACGAUUACCGAAAUUGCCACCCUCGAGCUACUGGUUCCUCACACAUGGGACUCGCCCGACGCACGCACCUUCUUUAGGACCCUGAGCGACCGCCAGUCGGCCUGGUCCGGGCAUUCUCUAUUCUUCUUCAAGGGGGCAGACUCACCUGGGCAAAUCUUCCUGAUAUCCGGAUGGAAGAGUGUGCAAACACACAACGAGUGGAUCGCGAGUGCACAGAACCAGGGGCUUUUAGAGAUGACGAAGGGGCUGGUAGAGGUGCGAGGGCUAGUGCACGCAGAUAUCAAUUUCGAAGACCUGCCGCGC